CGCAAAAUUCGCGGGAGAUACCGAAAUUUUCGUAAUUACGUUUAUGCAGCUCUAUAUUCACUGCGCAUAAAAGAUGUUGGCAAAAAUUCUCGUAUCACCCCCGAAGGGCAAAACCUUUGCUGAAAACCGCGAGAACAAAAUCGAGGGCUUGGUAGACCAAAUGCAUUGGCAAUUGCUGGUUCAUCACGCGUGCGAGAAAGUGACUUUUUAGGCGCUCCAAGUGGAAAGUCUCGUUCUCGGUCAUUGGAAUGAAAUAAUCUUUUAUAGAGUUGAGAAAAGUAAGUUUACAACAUCAGUCGAAUACUAAAGGUACAAUGCAGCGAGGAAAAUUCAGUUUCCGCACUCGUUACAAAAUAGACACUCUUGCCCAUGCAUUUGGUGAAUCGGCCCUUUCACGGAUCCUAAAAAAAAAGAAACAACAGUCAAGCCAGUUGUCGUGAUCACUCGUGACUUGAGUAUACGCGCGUAAGCUAAUUCGAAUUGUCCCGCCAAGUGAAUCGCUCCCCCGUCGUUUUGGCCCAAGCACGCCACCUCGCCGAUUCCCCGCUGAUCUCGGCGAACGAUAGGCCCGCCUUAUUGCCACCGAUGGGGAACGUUAGUAACGCGUGCCACUCUUAGUGUUUCACGAAAAAAAACCCGAUAAUCGGUGGUGAAAUAUCGCACUGAGAAUUCUCACUGUCUCGCACUCGGACCGUCGCAAAUUCAUUCCAAUAACAAAUGAAAAACAAGUGACAAUAGUUCGGCAAAUGACUGAUAAGUGGUGAAUGAGACUCAGCGAAUUGUCCAAAUAAUGAGGUGUACAUGUACUUGGGCUUUUAUGCGUGUUUGUGGUGUAGACACGCACGUGGCCAUGGCGUUUCGCACAAUCGAACGGGCGUCAGUGCAACAAGACUAAAGGGUUUUUUUUUCUCUCUCUCUCUCUCUCUCUCUCUCUCACUCUCUCCUCUCACUCUCCUUUCGGCAAAUUUUUUUUUCGGGUGCAUCGCGUGAUGCUCGCGAUCAACCCGACAUGGGCACGACCCGACUAUCGACUGCUUUGCCAACUGUCGGCUAAUCAUCCGACGGAUUAAUUUUUCAUCGUUAAUUAUUCUUUUAUUUUUUUCGCAACUUCCAUUCGGAUACCCUGUGACUGUGAGAUUGUGGGUCAACGGUCAGUCAAGAUCAGGAGCACUUUUGACCGGCACGUGAGGAUGGAACUGUUAACACCGGUUUUUGGAUUUCCGAUGUGUCCUGUGGUCGACGACAAUUGGAUUUGACAAUGCCAAAAAAAUAUACUGGCGCGCCGUACGUACUGUACAAGGACAAUAUGGAGAGACCCCAGGGCCAGUGGGCACCGGGGCCGGGUUCUCUCCAAGACGGUGGAUUGUACGGGCAACAACAGCCCCAGAAUCAGCAGCCACAGGCACCGCAGCCACAGCAGCAGGCGUCCUCCUCAUCAGGUAGUCCACAGCAGGCCUGUGGUCCUCCAGUUGAGGGAGGUGAAACGGGCCCACCACCAAUGGCAUCACCAGUUCCAUCGCCCUACCCAUCAGGCCCAACAGAUCAGCAAGCUCUGACACCCCCCGAGGACGACAUAAACACCGGUCAAACAACAGCCCAACAGCAAGCCGCAGCCCAACAACAGGCGGCCCAACAGCAGGCAGCUCAGCAGCAGGCAGCACAUCAACAAGUAGCAGCACAACAGCAGCAGCAACAACAACAGCAGCAACAACAACAACAACAGCAGCAGCAGCAACAACAAGCGAGUCAGCAGCAAAGUGGCCAACAGUCACAGCAACAAGCCAGUGGUCAGCAGGAUCACUCACCCCAGCAGCAGCUGACACCCCACGAAGUUGAGAGAGGUGACUGUUUUCCUGGUACUGGUGAUCUUCAGCAAUAUCCACAGCACUAUUUCAAGGAUGCAAGACCACACGCAUCCCCUUCAGUGCCACCGCACAUGCUGACACCUGGUGGUUUCUCAGCUCUUCAUUAUUUGAAACAACCCGGUGUUAUGUUGACAUCACUUGGCCAGGGUGAUGGGGGUGCUAGUCUCGAGGCACAUCAAUACGCAAGCCCCGGUGCUGCCAAUAUGGCAAAUGUACUACCCGAUAUUGUACAACAAAAUGGCAAAUCAUCUAAAGGUGCUAACAGUGAUCUAAGAUUAUUCAAGUGUUUGACAUGUGGUAAAGACUUUAAACAAAAAUCAACGUUACUACAACACGAGAGAAUUCAUACUGACAGCAGGCCUUAUGGUUGCCCAGAGUGUGGAAAGAGAUUCAGGCAACAGUCACAUCUUACACAACAUCUACGUAUACACGCUAAUGAGAAGCCCUUCGCUUGUGUUUACUGCGAACGUACCUUCCGGCAGCGCGCCAUCCUCAAUCAGCAUCUGCGCAUCCACUCGGGUGAGAAGCCAUACCAAUGUCCGGAGUGCGGAAAACACUUCCGUCAGAAGGCGAUCCUGAAUCAGCACGUCCGCACACACCAAGAUGUGAGUCCGCAUCUGAUCUUCAAGAAUGGCAUGACACCGACCCUAUGGCCUCAGGACGUGCCAUUUCCCCCUGAGGAUGGUAAGGAGGAGGUUGCCUCGACAUUCGGUGACAAUGAUACCCAGUCCGGUGCAUUCAGUCCCUCACCCGAUGGCAAUUCAAUUCAAUAUCCAGCUUAUUUCAAGGACCCCAAGGGGGGUAAUCACGCGGUUUUUGGUGCUGGUGGUCCAAGCAGUUUUGGUGCACUCCAGUACAUCAAACAACAGCAGGGUAGCGGUGGGGGUAGUGGUGGUAAUGGUGGUAAUGGUGGUAAAUCAUGUUUACCCGAUGUCAUACAGCAUGGCAGAUCAGCGGGUAUGCCAUUGUACGUUCGCUGUCCAAUAUGCCAAAAGGAAUUCAAACAGAAGAGUACACUGUUGCAGCACGGCUGCAUACACAUAGAGUCACGUCCUUAUCCAUGUCCAGAGUGUGGCAAAAGAUUUCGUCAACAAUCACACUUGACCCAACAUUUGCGCAUACAUACGAAUGAAAAACCAUACGGUUGUGUUUACUGUGGACGUAAUUUUAGACAGAGGACCAUACUUAAUCAACAUUUGCGUAUACAUACCGGUGAAAAGCCUUACAAGUGUCAACAGUGUGGUAAAGAUUUUAGGCAAAAAGCAAUACUCGAUCAGCAUACGCGUACACAUCAGGGUGAUAGACCAUUUUGCUGUCCAAUGCCCAAUUGCCGUAGGCGCUUUGCCACUGAGCCAGAAGUUAAAAAACAUAUUGAUAAUCAUAUGAAUCCACAUGCCAGCAAAGUCAGGAGAAAUUCAAGUAGCGAUGUCAAGACAACAGCAUCAACUGCUAUUGGGCCUGUACCUGUGCCAAGGGGUCUUACACCCACUGUUGUUAAACCUGAACUUUAUUUUCCCCAGUGUUAUGCACCGGCAUUCAAUCAUCAACCACCAGUAUCAUCGUCACAAUUUCCCGGUCAGACAAAUGGUGUUACGGUUACGGGGGAAUUUAAAACACCAUCGGCAUUACCACCCCAGUGACUAACCGUCCAUCCUGCCGCCUAUUAGCAAGCAGGAAUACCGCUCAAGUUUCAGCGUUGCUUUGGUAAUAAUGCCAUCGGUACUGGGGGAAAUUCUGCCCACAUGUGCCAGCCACUCCAGCAACAUUACCCGUGACAUGGACUUUUUUUUUCUGCAUUUAUACGGCAUUUUGGUUAUCGUUGGGGGGUGGGGAGGGAGGGGAGGUACAUUAUUUUGGAAGUUCGUAUCAUUGUUGGUGGUCAUUUUUACGCUGUUUCGCGAUAUUUCGCCGGCGACGCGGAUCGACUGGGAAGGUUUUACUUGACUGAUACACGGAGGGAAGUAUUCCGCAACAAUUGCGAAGCUCAUGGUCAUUUACGGAUUGCAAAAGUGGGUGGGUAAAUGGAAGGGUUGACAUCGGAGUUUUUCAGUGGAAAUUCAGGUCAAAAUUUUAAUAUUGAUCUCUGGGGAUUUUCCGGGUGAUAUAAGUUUUCAAUUGUUGGGAAAUACUUGAAAUUCACGGCAACUUGCGAGACGUUUUUCGUCGCUGACGGAUUAACGUUUUUGAAUUCUCGAUUUAUGGGAAAUGCUUAUGAAUUUUCAAGAUAAAUGGACGGAGAGAAAUUUUUUCGACAUCGGAAAUUUUAUUGGGGAGAAUGGAAUUUUUUUCCAUAUCUGUAGAAAUUUUAUUUUAACCUGACUUGAAUUUUUUAUAUCCGGUGAAUUGGGACUUUUUUCAGCCCUCGUACUAGAAUUAUUCGAAAAAAUUCCUCUUCGUUCGAUAAAGUUGAGAACAUUUUCCCUUUAUGGUGGAAAAUAUUCAAUAAAAAAUACGUAAUUUAAGUUGUUCCUUAAUCCCAACGUAAAUGGAAAAAUUUACGUGAUUUUUAGAGUCAAUACAGAUAAAAAUUAGGAAAAGCCUGAAAGAAAAAUUUUGAAAAAUUACCCGUGGGGCAUCGUAAUUUUGCUCAAAUGAUACAUUAACUCCUAUUGAAUAUUUAUUUCUCUCCGAUAUUUCACUCCGCAAUUACGUAUGGGACGUAGUUUUUAUUGAAUAUUUAUCUUCGUGAAAGAAGAUUGAGAAUUCAGGCGAUUCUUGGGCCGAAAUUUCAAGAAAUUUCUGAUCGUUUUCACUACCGAUUUGAGUAUCAGUCAAUGUUACAACCAUUCGCGCUUCCCUAAUAUUCUUUUUCGUAAGGGAGAGCUGUUGCCUCGUCGAAGGGGGCGAUUAAUUUCGAAAUGGUUUUACCUGUAUACUAAUUUUUUCAAAACGCGUUUCUUUCUCUAUAUAAAGAUAUAUUAUAUAUAAUAACGGGUUGAAAAUGUUCGAUUUCGACCAGACUGAAACGAUUGUGAUACAAUAUUUAACUUGCCUAUGUUUAAAAGAGCAAAAAAUUCGAGAAACUAAAAAAUAAUUGGAGAAAAAAAAAAGAAAAUUUUAAAAUUGAGUCAAGUUGAGUAUGUGAAGAAAUCAUGUGCAAGAGGAUGAUGAAGAUGCCGAUGAGGACGUCUGUAAAUAAUGUAAAACGCGAAUAUAAAAUUAAAUCACUGAGAGUCAGAAGAGAGAGAACAAUACAAAGGAUAAAUAACAAAAACGUUGCGGGAUAUGUGGAUGCGAGAGUGGUAGAAAGAAAAAAAAGUUGGAAAAAGCAAAAAAAUGGCCGCGAGUGUGUGCGAAUGAGGGGGGGGGGGGGCGAUAGGCAAACGAAAAAAGGGGGAAAUGUCGAAAAAAAAAACAAAAAAAAAUGAAGUAACGAGACGGACGGACACCCACUGUGCUACGAAGAUUAAAAUGAAAGAAAAAAAAUAGUACGAAACGUCACAGCAUAUUUGACGAUGAUACGAUGUACGAAGAAAGGUAUGAUUCUUGUAUACUAUUAAUAAUAUUUGAAUGUAUAUUUAUACAACAGGUAAUUCCAAUCUAUACGAUAUUUUGAUUGGUUUGUUUUUUUUAAUGAAUCAGAUUGGUGCUGAUAAACAAGUAGGUAAGGGAUAAAAGAUUAGAUGAAACAAUACGAUUAAAACAUGAAAUGAGGAGGGAACGUGGAAGAAGGCUGAGAACAAUGUAGUGUAGUAGGGGCUGUAAGUUUAAUAGUUUAUAGUUGAUGGCGUGGCUCAAAUCGAGGACCCUUGCUGAUUCGCUCAUCAGAUUUAUAUAUUAUCAUUCGUACAUUUCGUGGCAAUACUUAAAAAAAAAAUCAUUGGAGCUCGAGGAUUACGUCUGCUGGAUAAUGAAAGAAAUUUAAGAGAUACAUAAAAACAAAAAUUUUACGUACUAGAUAUAGUCUUUUAAAUUUCUAUAUUAAGCCGUGUGAUCUCUCUAAUUAUUGUGUAAAUUACAUUAUUGAUCUAUCUAGUAGAUGAUGUAAGUACGUUGAAAAAAAAAAUUAAUGAUGUAUUAGGGUCAUUCUAUAUAGUCUUAUUAUUUAGGGAUGAUGUGGGAGGAGGAGGGAGGGGGGGGUGGGAGAUAUUGUGCGGCCAUAUUCGUUGUGGCCUGUUCGUAGUGCCUCGGAAUUGCUGCUCGCGGCAGUGAUUUGAUCAUAUUUUAGGAAUGGUAUAUUAUAAUGAAAAUGAAAAAAAAAACUGCAAUUAUUAGUAUCGGUAUCUGUCGUAAGAUAAUUGAUAACAAAAAGUACUAGGAAAUGUGAAAAACGUGUCUGCGCACGCUAAACAAAAUUUAAUAUUUCAUUCAUUAAAUUAUUAUUAUCGUUCUAUUAUACAAAUAUAUAUCAUUAUUAUUAUCGUCAUAUUAUAUAUGCCAAGGGCCAAAAAAACAGAGUGCGUCAAAGUGCUUUGACGAUGUGAUCGUGGCAAUUGGUGAAGAUUUACUAAAUUUGUUUAAUUCGAGUUUUUUUUUCUAAAAAUAUUAAUAAACGUAUUUUUUUUUGUUUUGCA
This is a messenger RNA of Diachasmimorpha longicaudata, 6379 nucleotides long. RefSeq names its product zinc finger protein 768-like. The record is from RefSeq and is a predicted model, not a curated record. Bases 1259 to 3505 code for a protein of 748 amino acids. Gene Ontology annotation, biological process: regulation of DNA-templated transcription. Lineage: Eukaryota; Metazoa; Arthropoda; Insecta; Hymenoptera; Braconidae. The transcript has 4 exons. Gene Ontology annotation, molecular function: DNA-binding transcription factor activity, RNA polymerase II-specific; RNA polymerase II cis-regulatory region sequence-specific DNA binding.